CGAAGCAGGGAUUCACGGCGAGAGAGCGUCGUUCCUGACUCGUUGCUUUUCUUCUCCCGAGGCGGGCGAGCGAGCAAGGAGUCACCUCAAACCCGUUCCUUCCCCUACCUCCCUCUAACCUAGCACCGCACGUCGUCCGUCCUUUUGCGUACGUCGCGCUAAGUUCCAACACGCACCACACGCACGCAACGCUCCUCUUCUGCUUCUCCACCCCAACAAUCCAUCACCAAAGAAACCACCCCCCCACGAUAGAGAGAGAGAGAGAGAUGGCGUCCUCGGCUAUACCACCACCACCACCGAACUUCGUUCGUAGCAGCUCGUCGUCGCUCACCGCUACCUCGUUCCACGGCGGAAACUCUUUUUCCCAGACCGCCAACUCGACUCCUGCCGGUACGCCGCCUCCGCCUCAGUCCUCGCAGCUCGACCCCCGCAAUGGCCCGCCGACGAUAUAUACCGCGAUCUACUCGGGCGUCCCCGUUUACGAGAUGAUGGUCAACAACGUGGCGGUGAUGCGACGGCGAGACGACUCGUGGCUGAAUGCGACACAAAUCCUUAAGGUUGCUGGUGUCGAGAAGGGAAAGCGCACGAAGGUCUUGGAGAAGGAGAUACUGUCCGGAAAGCAUGAGAAGGUUCAGGGCGGGUACGGGAAGUACCAGGGUACAUGGAUCGACUUCCAGCGCGGACGUGACUUUUGUAGAGCCUAUGGUGUUGAGGAUCUUCUCUCGCCGCUACUGGAUUUGGAUACGACGUCGGCAGCGGGGCACGAUUCUACUCCGACCAAGGAGCAGGCGAUGGCGGCGAAACGAAAGCGGAUGUACAACUCUAGUCUCAACCAUGCUAACGGCGGAGCCAGUCCGAUAUUCGCACCCAUCUCAUCGACUGUGACGAACGCCUUUACAGCGCUGGGGAAGGCCAGCGCGCGCCACGAAUCGCCUGGCCCUCGUCCGCAGGGAAUCGCACCGAUGCCGCCGACAGCGCAGGGCGGGCCGAUGCGGAACGAGGUGCACAGCCAGCAGGGAUGGCCACCGCCGCCCGCCAGUAUCGCCUCGGAACUGAGUUUCGGCCAGUCGCAGUCGCAGAAUUACCCCGACUCCGCGUAUGCGUCGCAGAAUAUCAUGGUUGCCGAAUACAAGCCCGAAAUCCACGAGCCGCCCCGGAAGCGCGUGCGUGCUAGCACUCCGACCAACAGUGACAUCCCCGUAGAUCUGUUCCAGCCGCAGCUCGAUGCUCCAUUGCCGCCGCUCAAUCCCGACCUCAUCCCUAAUGCCGACCAGGCGAGGCAAACGCUCAUGGAUGUGUUUGUGCACUCGGAAAGCGAGGCGAUCGCACAUCUGGAAGGAUUGACCCGAGAGCAGGUCGAUGUGCCGUUAGACAACAUGGGUAGUGCUGCAAUUCAUUGGGCAGCUUCGCUGGCGAGGGUCAACCUCAUCCGAGCACUAAUUGCACGCGGGGCUUCCAUAUACCGCGUCAACGAGGCUGGCGAGACGGCGUUGGUUCGCGGCUGCUUCUGCACCAACAACUUUGACCAAUCCUCGUUCCCGCAGCUAUUGAACCUGCUCCACCCCACCAUUUCCAUCGCGGACAACAACGGUCGGACGAUACUGCAUCACAUCGCGCUGAAGUCCGGGAUGAAGGGUCGCAGUGCAGACGGACGCUACUACCUGCAUUGCCUGCUCGAGUUCAUCGCCAAGCAUGGUGCGUCCUCGUCGUCUGCGCAGCGUGGGCCCGGCCCCAAGGUCAUGAACCUGGGCCGCUUCAUCACGGAUAUCGUCAACGCGCAGGACAAGAGCGGGGACACGGCGUUGAACAUUGCUGCUCGUAUAGGAAACAAGAGUAUUGUCAACCCGUUGUUGGAGGUAGGUGCGGACUCGAGUAUUCCAAACCGCGCGGGGUUGAGACCAGUCGACUUUGGUAUCGGCGGGGAGCCGGCGCCAGUUCCCCGCGGCAGAGAGCAGACUUGGACUGUGCCCCCAGCGGUGGUGCAGAAGAGGGAGGAUAUCGUGAAGUCUAUGAAAGAGGUUAUCGCUGGGAUCGAGAAGGAUUUCCAAAUUGAGAUCGAGGGUAAGCAGGAGCAGGUAUCGACGACACUAAACCAACUUCGCGAGGUGACGCUCAAACUCGGCAAGGAGCGAGAGAACAUGGACCAGAUCCGGCAACGCUCACGCGAGCACGCCGAGCUACGGCAGCACUGUAAAAACCUGCGGCGUGCGAUCGAGGAAGAAAACGCUCGCUUCGCCGCGCAGUUUCCUACCACUAAUGGAAGCCAGCCCGAAGGAGAAACUGCCGAUGCGCCGUUCCAACUCAAGAAAUCGCUGCUAGCUCCGGUUAAUAACAUCUCCAACCUCACCGCUCAGCAGCUGGAGUACGUCAAAGGGCUCCCAUCGGCGCCCGUGUUGAAGGCACGACUCAGGGCGUACCAUGCAAACGAAGAUGCGUUGCGCGAGAAGGCGGCUAGACUCCACGAUAGGUCGACGGACCUGGAGGAAAAGUUUAGACGGGUUGUGGCGCUGUGUACCAACGUGGACGAAGAAAGGGUCGACUCGCUGCUGGAAGGUCUCGUUCAAGCUGUCGAGAGCGAUCCGGGCGAGGUCGAUACAGCACGUGUCAGUAGUUUUUUGAGGAAGGUGGAUGAAAGUGUUGGUGGUGAUUGAAUAAGUUGCAAUGGCAGGGAGAAUGGGAUGAUUUGUACAUUUAUUGCUUGGCUGUCUCUUUGAUUUGCGCUUUCUAUAUCUCUCUCGUUGAAUGUCGGAUGUCGGAUUGGCUUGGAUGUGCGGAUGGUUGGUGGUGGGUUAAGGCGUUGAAAUGCAUUUCUCCCUUUUUUGUGCAUGCAGACUUAUGGUAUCCAUGUUCAUAUCAUCUCACUCGC
Messenger RNA from Tricharina praecox, 2866 nucleotides. RefSeq lists its product as uncharacterized. The coding region runs from base 267 to 2651 and encodes 794 amino acids. Gene Ontology annotation, molecular function: transcription coactivator activity; protein binding; DNA binding. Gene Ontology annotation, cellular component: SBF transcription complex; MBF transcription complex. The transcript has 4 exons. The record is from RefSeq and is a predicted model, not a curated record. NCBI's taxonomy places the organism in Eukaryota, Fungi, Ascomycota, Pezizomycetes, Pezizales, Pyronemataceae.